Messenger RNA from Aspergillus steynii IBT 23096, 1032 nucleotides. Its product is annotated as NUDIX hydrolase. The transcript has 4 exons. Bases 1 to 1032 code for a protein of 343 amino acids. Lineage: Eukaryota; Fungi; Ascomycota; Eurotiomycetes; Eurotiales; Aspergillaceae. The record is from RefSeq and is a predicted model, not a curated record. Gene Ontology annotation, molecular function: acetyl-CoA hydrolase activity; coenzyme A diphosphatase activity. Gene Ontology annotation, biological process: coenzyme A catabolic process.
AUGCGGGGUUCACGACUUAUUUCAUUCCUAUCGAUAACUCGCAGUUUCAGCACCCAUCGACCCCUUGGCCUGGCGCAGAAAAUGCCCCGGUUAAACCCAGCCUCACAGAAAGCAAUCGAUCGGCUGAGAGCCUAUAAGCCCCCGGCGACCAGUUAUGACCUGGUGCCGUUGUCGCGCCGAGCGGCCGUGCUGGUCCUGCUCUAUGCCGACUCGAAGGGCGACCUUCGGGUAGUUCUGACCAUGCGGGCGAAAACCUUGAGUUCAUAUGCCGGCCAAGCGGCCCUCCCAGGUGGAAGGGCCGACUCCGUCGAAGAGACACCCUUCCAGACAGCACGCCGCGAAGCCCUUGAGGAGAUCGGCCUCGCAGACAUUGGUCAAGCCCUGCCGCAUCCGUUCUCCGUCGAACAUCUGUGCGAGUUUCCUGCGAACCUGGCCCGCACGGAACUUGUGGUUCGGCCCUGUGUCGCGCUCCUGCAUUCCUAUGACGAGACGACAAAUUCUAACGCCGACCCGGAGGUCUCGUUGAUCCCGAAGCUGGAUGCGCGCGAAGUGGCGGCUGUGUUCACGGCCCCGUUUAGUAAUUUUCUCAGCUUGAAGGAUGGAGAGGAUUGGGUGGUAGGAGACGGGGGUAGUGCUGUCCAGCCGGAGGACUGGUACCAAGGGGCCUGGACGGAGUGGCACCAGUCGAAUUGGCGGAUGCAUCAAUUCUUCGUGCCGAUUCGGCCGGAGGCGGUGGUGAAGCCACGGGCGAGGACGAGAUUCGAGCAUCUGAAGGCGGCGUUCAGUGAGCUAGAGGAGAAGGAGAAGGCCGGGGAGGUGGUUCGCUACCGCGUUUGGGGCAUGACGGCUCGCAUGCUGGUGGAUGUGGCCCGGGUGGCAUAUGAUCGGGAGCCGGCGUUCGAGCAUAAUAGCCACCUUGGAGAUGAGGAGAUGAUUGCGAGGCUGCGGCGCAUGGGACGAUUGAGUCCGAUUCGGAAGUCGGGCGACGUGCUGACGAGAGAGGAUAUGGAGAAGGCGGCGAAGUUGAGUUGA